GCACUGAUCAUUCCAGAAUAUAAUAUCAAAAAACGCAUGUUUUUUGAAAAAUUCAUUGUUCCAGUUAGAGUUUUAUAUUCUGUAUAUAUUGUGCUAUGUCCUGAAUUUCUUCCUAAAGAACAAUGCAUGAAUAUAGGAGAUAAAAAUAUUCGAUUAUUCAAGG
Funneliformis geosporum is the source of this 163-nucleotide messenger RNA. NCBI's taxonomy places the organism in Eukaryota, Fungi, Glomeromycota, Glomeromycetes, Glomerales, Glomeraceae. The record is from the annotation of a GenBank genome assembly.